GAUGAAGAGAGGAUAGUUUGUAAAAAACCAUAAUUAAAAUAAAGAAAAAAAGAGGUGGAUCUGCGAGUACGGGCUGUUUCCGGGCGUAGAUGGUUUUUUCGAAGAAGCGCGGACAGCGGUAGAUGCCUCGGUGGGUCGACUGCUGCGCCAUCUUUCGGUGCUGGAGAAAAACUUUUCCCGUUAUAGAGUUGUUGGAGGUUGGUGGCGAUUCCGCAGCUCGGUGGUCGUCUCGCGUAAAAUCAAUAAACAACAAUGGCGGCCAGUACGGCUGGAGUCUCGCUGUCACGGCAUCGUCGAAACCGCCUCUGCCGGUAAAUCUACAUUUUGAUCCCGCGUCACCUGGAUUGGAGAAGGACCAGCCUUGGACCGAGGUCCGACCAGCUCCUCGAAGCCACUUCCAACCGUCUCCCCUUCUCCGAAAUAAUAUGGUAAAAGUGAAAGAAGACUGCGAACAGUCGAGCGGAGGACAACCGGGAAACCAGCAGUCCAACAACAAUAACAACAGCAGCAAUCCAAGAUCGCACCACCACGGGACGGACCACGAAGGCAAGAUCCCGCGUUCGGGAACAUCCAACUUGGCCACUCAACAUUUCCAUUACCAUUGGUCCUACCCGACGGCGGGGCCGAUUCCUACUGGCCAGGCUACGUUCCAUUUCGGACCCGGGUUCGAACCGCAGACCGCCCCGAAUCAGCACGUCGUCUACUUCCACGUCAACCCAGGCGUCACCGUCAGCUUCCAGAUGGGCGACAACGUCCAGACAAUUAAAGGUCCGAUGACGGUGCCUAUGGUGUCGACCAACUCGUCGCCACCGAUCGCCAUGCCUGUCCAGGUGCCUCACGGCCACGUCGUCCAGCAAAUAGUCGACGAGAGCGGCACCCUCAGGCAUGUCAUACUGUCGCCGCAGCAUCCACCGCUGCUACCUCUACCCCAGCACUUCGGCGCUGGAAACCCCAGCGGUUCGAACCAGCCCCAGGGCUUCUACCCGGGAGCGAUGCCCCACGGCUACCACUCGUUCAGCCCUCUUCCCGCCGGAGUUCUCGGUCACGGACCCCCUCAAGGACACUCGCCCCCUCCGCAUAGCUUCCAUAAAGACGAGAGAAGCCAGAAGCAAUACAAUAAGCUAAAAAAGAAGUUGGAAGCUAAGCAGCUAAGAGAGCAUCCCCUUAACACCACCCCGCCGCUAUCGCCGAGAAAAGAGCUUAAUGGAAACAGUAGGAAAGGUGUGAGUAGCGUCGGAACGUCUGAAGAUGGGGAGGAGAGUUCGAGUCUGCAGGAUGAGGAAGAAGACGUGAACUUGCUCACAGAACUGCUAGGGAACAUCAACGUUCCCCAAGUAAGUGAAGUAAUGAGCAGAACUGCGUUAGUGCAAUGGAGUGCACCGAAAGUGGACAACCCACAAGGAUUGAACUACGAAGUUUUGCUGAGCGAUAGAUGUAAAGAAGGGAAGUACAAGUCCAUUUAUUCUGGAGCUGCUCUCUCCUGCCGUAUUGAAGACUUAAAACCUGGUACUGAAUAUUUAGUCUGUGUUAGCGCUAGACUGGAUAACGUUGUUGGCUGCGCAAGUGAGCCAACACUUUUUACAACACCCCCUUGUAAGCCAGAUCCUCCUCCUGCACCGAAAUUAUCUGGACGAAAUCGACAUUCCCUCACGCUCAAGUGGUUAGCUGCUAAGGACAAUGGAUCACCAAUUGAGCGUUAUAUCAUUGAAAGUGAAUUGAAUGGAAACUGGACUGAAAUUUCCCAAAGCAAAAAUAAACAGACUGUUAUUUCUAAAUUACAACCGGCCACAUCAUACACAUUCAGAAUAGCUGCUAUUAACCAAUUUGGCAAAAGUGACUAUUCCCCAUCAGUGGAAUAUCACACCUGUGAUAGCCCUCCACCCCAACCUCUUCCUGUUACUCUCACCCAUUCUACACCGACAACUUUGACCCUCCAAUGGCAAGCAAGGCCUCAAGAUGAUGAAUUCACCCUUCAAAUGGAAGACCCAGAUUCAGAUCAUGGAUACUUGGCUGCUUAUAGCGGAAAAGAGACAUCGUACACCUGUCAUGGCCUUAAGAAAAACUCACUUUAUAAAUUUAGGUUAAAAUCCCAGAAUGAGGAUGGGGUAUCUAGAUGGUCCGAGGAAGCUUUUUUUAGCACCCUUCCAGGCCGGCCAGGGCCUCCGGGACGUCCUCAACAGGAUGGAAAAAUGCACGGGCAAAGGUGUAAGCUGAAAUGGGAGCCACCUUAUGAUAAAGGCGGUUCCACAAUCACCAAUUAUACCUUAGAGAUUUCCAAAAUUAAAGAUGGAGCAGAAUUCAAAACCGCCUAUAGAGGGGCAUUGCCUGCCUGCACCAUUGAACGCCUUGAACCUGGAUCAAAACACAGUGUUAGAGUUUGCUGUGAAGGACCUGGUGGAGUGAGUGAUUUUUCGGAGGUGGCGAUCAUAACCACUGAUCCAAUUUGUCCUGGACAGUGCCAGCCUCCGAGACUUCAUGGCAAGCCAAAACCACACAGCAUCCAUAUUAAAUGGAACUAUCCCGAAUCGGAUGGUGGCAGUCCGAUUACAGAAAUGGAAGUAGCUAUGUGCAAGAGAGUCGAGGGCAAUGAAGAAUUGGUCACAGCUUAUAAAGGAAAGGAGACUGAAUGUAUUGUUAAUGAUUUGUGUCCAGCUCAAAAUUAUGCCCUGACCGUACGGGCAAUAAACAAAGUUGGUAGGGGUCCUUGGUCUAAUCCACUGAAAGUUACCUCUGGUAACUCAACUCCUUCUCGUCCUUCGGCUCCAAAUCUGUCUCUAUCGCCUGGUGCAGUCUCCUGUUCUUGGACAGCGCCCGAUCACAAUGGAAGCCCUAUCACCCAGUAUAUUCUGCAGAUGACUACUCCUCCUUGUGAAAACUACACAUCUGUCUUUAGCGGACUAUCUACCCAAUGUGAUGUAAAAUUGGUCCCUCCUGCGACACUUUGUGUAUUUAGAUUACAGGCUGUGAACAGUUUAGGCAGUAGCAGCUGGUCGGAAUUGAGCACCAUCAUGACAAGUCCAAGUUCUCCUGGAUCCGUAACCGGUUUGAAAAGCACGGCAACUCCAACCAGUAUUUCCCUCAGCUGGGGUUUGCCAGUAUCGAACGGUGACCCUGUAACCCACUACAUUGUAGAUACUGGUGACAGUUCUACAACAGUUACAGAAACCAAUUGUGUUAUUGAAAACCUUUCUCCUGCAACAACUUACAGGAUAAGAGUGCGUGGAGUGAAUGGUGUCGGUCCCGGAUCUGUUUCCAGUCUAAGGGUCUCGACCCUCCCACUUCCUCCUCAACCUCCACAACUUUCGUGCACGACAGUGGGUCACAACUACCUGAAGCUCCGUUGGGGCUUGCCAAACUCAAAUGUCAACAACUAUACAUUUACAGUUGCGAUGACUUCCCCAUCAAGCCGAAGGACAGUCGUUUAUGAAGGCACAAAUACUAUUUGUAAGGUGUCGCGGCUUCAGGAACAGACAUCUUACAAUUUUACCAUCACAUCGGCUAACACAACUGGGAAAGGGCCUGAAAGCGAAGUGUACACCUUUACAACAUGCAUAGCACCACCACCUUAUGUUAAAGGACUCAAAGCAACAAAUGUAAGCCACCGAAGUUGUACUGUAGAAUGGGCACCAUUGAGACCACAGGGUAACGAUAGCAUAGAAUACACAGUUCAAUGCGCCCGUUUAAGAGAACAAGUCUUCAAACAGGUUUAUCAUGGAAGAGAUCCACACUGUGACGUCAAGGAUCUAGAUGCCGGAGCCGAAUACCUAUUUAGAGUCUGUGCUGUAAGGCAAAGCCCAAAAGGACCGGUCGAAGGAUCUUACUGUCAAAACAUCAACGUUUCAACACCUCCCAUCCACCAUGAAAACCCACCUCAGCACUGUGUGAGAACUCACAAUCACCAGGUAAAUCUUACCUUUAAGAGGAGGAAGAACAAACAAGACGCCAUCUCGAAACCAGUGGAUGUAAAUGAGGGGGCUGGUGGCAAUAGACCUCUAACUGACCAACAAUGGGCUGGAAUCAUCCUCUCGGUUUUUAUUGUCCUCGCUGUUCUUGUAGCAAUAAUAAUUGCACACUCCAUAUAUUAAGAUUAUUUUCCCUUAUAAUUAUAAUUUUUAAUAUUAUCAAAAUAUUUUAAAAAAAGAAAAAAAAAGGCACUCGGCAUAUCUUUGUAUGUGGUGUACCAAAUGUGAUUGUCUUUCUUUACUGCCCUAGAAAUCAAUAUUUGACUGCUGAAGGAAACAAAAUGAAAUAAGUAGCAGAAAAUUGUUGAUAUUUUACGCAAUAAUUGUGUUUUUUUGACAUUGCAAACCAUCCCUUUUAAGAAAUAUAUAUAUACGAUAAAGAUAGUAAAAAGAUGUCUAUAUUGAAAAUUAAUUGGAAUAAAAACCUAAAAAAAAUCCCAACCAAGAAGCAUAUUUUGUGCGCACAGAUGAACUUAUAUACUAAAGAGAGUUAUUUUUUAUAAAGCUUAUUCCUUGCAGUAUUUAAAUUGGUCAGCAGUGUUGAAAACACUAUAAAGAAAAUUAUAUAUAAAUAUAACUAUAUGUAAUAUAUAUAUCUUAUAGGAAAUUAUUUACAGAUGGGUAUAUGAAUUUAUUUAAAAAAAAAAAAGUUUUGUAUGUAUAUAUUAUAUAUAGAUAUAAUCUCUCUUAUUUUUUUAGUGUCUUAUAUGUAUAUAUAUUUUGUUAUAUAUACAUAUAUGUAUGACCUACUUAUUGUUUACAUUUAUAAAGUGUACAUUAUUGAAGUUAACGAAAGUAUCGUGUCUUUUGAAAUAUACAUAUUUAAUUAUUUAUUUUGUUAUUAAAAUAUUUGACGGAUUUUAUGUAUAUUCAGAUAUUGCUCAGCCAGUUAACGUGUCAAUUUACUUGCAGUUAGUGAAUUUUUUGCGAGAAUGGUUAAGACUGCAAAAGUUUGUAUUGUGGGAAUUGCAUGCAUGAGCUCGCUCUUUAAUCGUGGCCAAUCUUUUCUUCUAAUAAGAUUAAACUAAAAGCAGAAAAAAAAAAUAUAAUGCAGAUUCAUUUGUAAUGUAAUUGUAUAAUAACAAGAACAUUUUUUUGUUAAUGCUAAAUGAUCACGUUAUAAGUGGGAUGCUUAGACAAAUCUAUCUCUUUAAAUUAAUGGCCUCUUCUCUUUGAUCUGUUUAUAGGUUAAUCAGACAAAGAUGUUUUAUUGUAUCGAUAAUUUGUUUGUUCUCAUAUGAGCUUGAAAAAAAAAACCCCAAAUGUAUGGAUCCCAUCAUACUGAUAUCUUUGUGAAGCUAAAGACUGUGCAAUAUUACGGUGCUCGAAGCUUUGAUAGUUACCCUGGUUUCUUCCAGAAUUUUUAAUUUGGUAUACCAACUUUAGCUCCGCAUUAAAAGGUGCAUAAGAGAAAAAUAUCCGAGAAUCAUACGUUAUUAACACUUUUUUAAAUUAAUUGUUGUAAAUAUUUAUAUUUAUUCUAUAUUUUAUCAAUUGUUAUAUUUUUGAUUUAUAUUGUUUUUGAAAUUUUUAAUAUUAAAAUUAUACAUCCUUUCACUAUCGGCCCAAAACAAAUUUUGCCUUGUGCACCUUUUAGUUUUUCCAAUUAUUUUUUGUACGAAAAUUUGAUGUAAGUUGAUAGCGAUUGUUGAUAAAUAUUCUUAACUGUUCCAUUCCUUAUGUUAUUAUUAUUAUUAUUUUCUCAAAACCGUAUUGUCAUGACUGUUGGUGCAUUUUUCUUUUAUAAUGUUAACCUAUUAGAUUAAUUGUUACUGUUGUAUGAAAUAUCAAUUAAAAUUAACAUGAAUUGUUAAGAUUUUAGGUGCAGUCAUGAAAA
This is a messenger RNA of Cimex lectularius (bed bug), 5799 nucleotides long. RefSeq names its product fibronectin type-III domain-containing protein 3A (gene mtgo). Lineage: Eukaryota; Metazoa; Arthropoda; Insecta; Hemiptera; Cimicidae. The record is from RefSeq and is a predicted model, not a curated record. The transcript is spliced from 19 exons. The coding region runs from base 123 to 4085 and encodes 1320 amino acids. Gene Ontology annotation, molecular function: protein binding.